This is a messenger RNA of Fusarium pseudograminearum CS3096, 3144 nucleotides long. RefSeq lists its product as uncharacterized. The transcript has a single exon. The record is from RefSeq and is a predicted model, not a curated record. Bases 1 to 3144 code for a protein of 1047 amino acids. NCBI's taxonomy places the organism in Eukaryota, Fungi, Ascomycota, Sordariomycetes, Hypocreales, Nectriaceae.
AUGGCGACGGCCGUGGAAGCCGUCGACCCCAUGUCGUCACUCCAGCGGUCCGUCUCCCAGCACAGCAGCGCUUCAUACGCAUCCCACGCCUCCCACGUUUCCCGCACAUCCAACCGCAGCAACUCCAGAAGCACAAGUCUCCGAUGCCCUCGUGGACGAAAGCGACCCAGUCAGCCAGUCAGCUCUGCGAGCAGUGUUGCUGCCAGCGACAAGAGUCUCACCAGCUUCCCUAGCUUUUCGCCCGAUGAGAGACCCGAUAAUGAUGGCUUCGACUUCCAUGACAGCCCUGCCGACGAUACGCCCGUUCCUCAGCCCGCGGUGCCCGAAACUGGCCGUAGUUCAAUCGUCGAUCUUACAGGAGGCUCCGAUGUGCGAAGUGCCUUGUUCGAAGAGGAUCACCCGGUUCGCAAGGUGCCUGGCUCGUUACACAACGCCGACGAUGAGCACCUUCAACGGUUAAUAUCGCGCCACGGCGCCGUUGGACUCAUUAGACAAAUCGCCGAGGACCUCGCCCAACGAGAUGCCCAAAUCUCCAAUAUGCGCCGCCGUGCUGAUGAACGAGAACGUGCUCUACGCAAGAUUAUUCGAGAGUGCGGCCUCUCCAACCUGGAUCUCGAAACUCGGCUGCGGACCGUUGAGGCCGAGCUCCGCGCAGCCGGCAAGGGACUCCGGAGGGAAGAUACCGGCUUAAGCGACCUGAUGAGCGAUGCGAUGCAAGAUACAGUAGGAGUUACAGCAUAUGGCGAGACGAUAGCCAAAAGCUCUACCAUUCGAGCAACCAGUCAAUCUGCCAACACCUCCAGUGAGAACGGCAAGGGCACACUAAAGGGGUGGAAGGAUUAUCUUUGGGGUUCUGGAACAGCGAAACGAGCCAGUCGUACCGGCAGCGUAAACAGCGAAGUCAACCCUGCGACUGUGAUACGAUCACACUCUAGCAUGGAUCGACGGCCAACGUUGCAGGAUGACCUCUUUAACCCCCCAGAUUCGCAGCCAGUCCGCAGUCCAAGUCGAGCCUCCAGUAUUCAGUCAGGCGCUACGAGUGAGCGAAAAGCUUCAUCGUCAAUUGCAAGCAUGGCAUUGCGCUUAGUUGCUGGCGGAGCUAUCAGCACUCGUGAAGCCGAAUCUCGAGGCCGUGCCGCGAGCAACACUUCCGUCAAGGGCGGUUCGCUUCGCGGUGUUUCGACCACAAGCAGUCGUGCGGGUCAGACUCGAGCUACAUCGGUUGCUGGAGGUCCCAAGGCUUUGAUGGCGAUGCGUAGAGCGACACCAGGACCAUCUGCCCAAGGAUCAGGCAGAUCGCAAGAGCAAGAUUCAUGGGGUAGCAUGCGAGGUAGCCCCCCAGACAACUUAUCAUCACGACAAGAGAGCUAUGGGCCUGUUGAGAUGGAUGCUAUUCGGUCACCAGAGUCUCAGCCACCAACAUUAACACAUAUUUACAACAACUUUCCCAAUAGCGAAUACCUAACCGAUCGGUUUGGUUUCAUUUACGAUCAGCGACGCAAGAAACGUCAGCGAGAAGCAGCCCAAGUGGCUCGACAUAUUCGCAAGGGCAGCCGCACAACAGAGAUGCUAGCAAACGGCCGAGCUGGAAUUUCACCCAACGUGUUGGACGAUGUCCCCAGCCCCAAAGGAAGCAUAUCGAGUGAGGGCCGUCCCGAGAGUCUCAACAGCAUGGAGGAUCGCAAUGCGGAAGAGGGCAAAACUAAAAGAUGGACGGAUUAUCUCAAGAUUGCGACCUUUCCCACAGAACUGCUGAGUCACACACCGAGCAUAGCUAUACCAUCGAUAGAAGUGAUGGAGGGAGCUCAAACGCCGGAACCCGAACUGCACCCUACAGAGCCCGUCAAGCCAGCAAUUGUUUCAACAAAUUCUGGCUUAAUUCCAUCGGCCAGUACAACCACAGCCGUGGACAGCGAAACCUCUCAACCUUCUCAGUCAGAGUCGUCGAUUGCGCUCACCAAAGACGAUACCGAACCUGUCAAGCUGCUACUUCAACAGCUGAGUGAUGUGCACGAUGCUCUCCAGCGCGAUAAGACGGUGCGAUGGAACGAUUUCCUGCGCAAGGUGCGUGCUGAGCGGAAGCGUGAAGGUGAUGCGGCCAUUGCCGCUGCCAAGUCAGCUGCUGAUGCACGCUACGAACAACCUGCCAUGAUUCUACCAGAGACUCGAGUAGCUGAUGGAGAGAUGAUCGGAGUCUCAGGACUUGGAGUAAAGGGCAAGGUUGGGCGAGCCAAAUGGAACGAGUUCAAGACCCUGGUACUGGGAGGUAUUCCAGUUGCUUAUCGCGCCAAGGUGUGGUCUGAGUGUUCAGGGGCCACUGCUCUUCGUGUUCCUGGUUAUUACGAAGAUCUAGUCGCUCACAGCGGCGAGGACGACGAUGCUGUCGUUGUCAGCCAGAUUCAGAUGGAUAUCAACCGAACACUAACGGACAACAUCUUCUUUCGCAAGGGUCCAGGUGUGAAAAAGCUGAACGAAGUGUUGUUGGCGUAUUCCAGACGCAACAGGGACGUCGGUUACUGCCAGGGCAUGAACCUGAUUACCGCCAACUUGCUGCUCAUCAUGCCAUCCGCCGAAGACGCUUUCUGGAUUCUGACAUCAAUCAUCGAGAACAUUCUUCCUCACGGCUACUACGACCACUCACUUAUGGCUUCACGUGCAGACCAACAAGUGCUGCGGCAGUAUGUUGCACAGGUCCUUCCCAAGCUCUCAGCACACCUUGACUCUUUGUUCAUCGAGCUUGAGGCGUUGACCUUCCAAUGGUUCUUGUCCGUAUUUACAGAUUGUCUCAGCGCCGAGGCUCUUUUCCGUGUCUGGGAUGUUGUACUAUGCACCAAUGACGGCAGCACGUUUCUUUUCCAAGUAGCACUUGCGCUACUCAAGCUCAACGAAGGAAACUUGCUUCAGUGCAGCACACCCGCCGGAAUUUACACAUACAUCAGCCACCAGAUGACAGAGCAUGCUAUCAGUAUCGAUGGCCUGCUUCAAGCAAGCGAAGGAUUACGAAAGGUUGUUCGACGUGAAGACGUUGAGCAACGAAGAGAAAAGGCGAUACAGGCAGAAAAGGAUAUGAUGAUGGCCCGUGAUGGGGACUCAGCUAGAAGCAAACCCACCGCCGAGACCGAGAGCGAAACUGGCGAGGAGUAA